Vanrija pseudolonga is the source of this 602-nucleotide messenger RNA. RefSeq names its product Cytochrome b-c1 complex subunit 6 (gene QCR6). NCBI's taxonomy places the organism in Eukaryota, Fungi, Basidiomycota, Tremellomycetes, Trichosporonales, Trichosporonaceae. The record is from RefSeq and is a predicted model, not a curated record. Gene Ontology annotation, biological process: mitochondrial electron transport, ubiquinol to cytochrome c. The coding region runs from base 119 to 502 and encodes 127 amino acids. The transcript has 6 exons.
GUAUGCUGCAACUGUCAACGACGAACCCGACAAGCCGCAGUGAACAGUUGGUUGCACACUCACAUACAUCUCGCCGUUCUCGACCUCACCCCUCUACCCCCAACAAUCUCGAUUCACGAUGGCCAUCGAGGAGACUUCCACUUCCCUCUUCUCCACCUUCACCUCCUUCUUCCUCCCCACGGCUCACGCCGAGGAGCCAAGCCCCGAGGCUUCGGAGGAGGUCCCUGCUGCGGAGCCUGAGGCCGAGGCUGAGGAGCCCGCCGAGGAGCCCGCCGAGGAGGAGGAGGAGGAGGAGGAGGAGCCCGAGGACCAAGCGCCUGCCAUCCGCGAGGACUGCGAGCAGAACGAGUGCAAGGAGCCCGCCAAGCACUUCAAGCACUGCGCCGACAAGGUCGAGGCUGGCAAGGGCUGGCACGGCGAGGACUGCGUUGAGGAGCUCUUCCACCUCAUGCACUGCGUCGACGCCUGCGCAGCCCCCAAGCUCUUCAAGAAGCUGGCUUAAGUGUAGCAUAGAAUCCCACUCGACGGGCGUAGCCACUUCACAACCUCCGAAGCUGUUAGAGUUUGGAGAACCAAAACCGGAUGCAACAAUCUCGAAUAUA